Molecule: messenger RNA, 1825 nt
Organism: Arachis stenosperma
Lineage: Eukaryota; Viridiplantae; Streptophyta; Magnoliopsida; Fabales; Fabaceae
Product: phospholipase A1-Igamma2, chloroplastic-like
Exons: 3
Coding region: 156-1640 (494 amino acids)
Biological process (GO): lipid metabolic process
Molecular function (GO): glycerophospholipase activity
Source: RefSeq, a predicted model, not a curated record
ACACAUGCAUCAACACAAGCUCAACCAUAGCCAGUAGAAAUAAGUAUCAUACUAUAUAUACAUCCUGUAUCUAGUAAUUAUUCCAAAUUAAAGAAGCUUACAUUAAUUCCAACUUGCAAGUUCGAAAUUAAUUCCAAAAGAUCAAAAUAAUAGCAAUGGCCACCACUUCAAUCUCAAACAUGGUGGUUACCUUGGAAGCCAUGAAUCCCCCUAAACUACAAGCAGCACCAGCAGCAUCUUCAUCAUCUCACACCCUGGUCACCACCACAGGAAAACCCAGCAUCAUGACAUGCAAAGCCGCCAUAAGCACCCAACUCAAACCAGAGCGACCAAUGCCCCCGAAACAAGAACAACUGGACAUAUCAUCCGUAUGGCGAAAGCUCCACGGGGAGGACAAGUGGGCCGGGCUUCUUGACCCGUUGGACCCUGGCUUGCGGCUUGAGAUAAUCCGGUACGGCGAAAUGGCACAGGCCACGUAUGAUUCCUUCGACUACGACCCAUACUCCAAGUAUUGUGGAAGCUGCAGGUACCCACAUGAGAAGCUGUUCGAGUACCUUGACAUGACGCACAUGGGCUACACCGUUUCACGCUACAUCUACGCGACGGCCAACGUCAGCCUGCCCAGCUUCUUCAAGAGGUCCAGGUUCCCUCACAAGAUGUGGAGCGACAGGGCCAACUGGGCCGGCUACAUCGCCGUUUCCGACGACCAAACCAGCAAGAGCUUGGGGAGGAGGGACAUAGCCAUUGCGUGGAGGGGGACGGUGACGCACACCGAGUGGCUGGCGGAUCUCACGAACUACCUCAGGCCUUUAUCUCCGGAGAUUCCUUGCGGCGAUCAAGGGGUGAAGGUGGAGGCGGGCUUCAUGGAUCUUUACACUGAUAAGUCCCCGCAGUGCCGUUUCUGCAAAUACUCUGCCAGACACCAGGUCCUUUCGGAGGUGAGGAAGUUGGUUGAGAAGUACAAAGACGAGGAAGUGUCGAUCACCAUCACCGGCCACAGCUUGGGCAGCGCGUUGGCCGUACUGAGCGCCUUUGACUUGGCAGAAACUGGCUUAAACGUGAAGAAAGACGGCAGCGGCAUCCACAUCUCCGUGAUCACGUUCGCCGGGCCGAGGGUGGGAAACUGGAGGUUCAAGGAGAGGCUGGAGUUGGAUCACGGCGUGAAGGUGCUUCGGGUUGUGAACACUCACGACAUUGUUCCGAAGUCGCCGGGAUUCAUCAUCAACGAGAGCUCGCCGGAGUGGGUGUACAGACUGUUCAAGUGGUUGCCUUGGAGCUACGCUCACGUUGGGGUGCAGCUGGAGUUGAACCACCGGGACUCACCUGAGUUGAACCCUAAUGGUGAUGCUUCUUGUGCUCAUAACUUGGAGGCUUAUUUGCAUCUCAUUGAUGGAUACCAGGGGAGCAAUCUUGGAUUUAAGUCAGCGACUGAAAGGGACGUUGCAUUGGUGAACAAGAGCUGUGAUUUUGUGAAAGACGAACACUCAGUGCCACCGGUGUGGUGGCAGGACAUGAACAAGGGCCUGGUCAGGGGUUCAGAUGGUCUCUGGAGGCAGCCAGAGCGCCCAAGGCAUGUCGACCACCCAGAAGAUAUUGAUCACCAUCUCAACCAACUAGGCCUCCUUCAAUCCCAAUCUUGAGUCAAGCUCUUCGCUUAAUUAGCGCAUGGACUUCAUUUUAUGAAUGAAUAAGUUAUACAAACUAAUAAACACAAAAUUACAAGUAGUACUCCUCCAUAAUGUUACAGACAGCUGUUUAGUUGUAACAUUUGAGAAAACAAUUGUUACAUGAUGUGAUAUUUAUACAAAUCCAAAGUUCGAGCUCA